AUGGGCUCUUUCAAUCACUAUGUGCUUGUUAAGUUCAAGGAUGGAGUUGCAGUUGAAGAACUCAUUCAAGGGUUGGAGAAGAUGGUAUCUGGGAUUGACCAAGUCAAAUCCUUUGAAUGGGGAAAGGACAUUGAAAGCCAUGAUAUGCUAAGACAAGGUUUCACUCAUGCUUUCUUGAUGACAUUCAAUGGGAAAGAGGAGUUCAACGCAUUUCAGACUCAUCCAAAUCAUGUUGAGUUCUCGGGAGUGUUUUCACCUGCUAUUGAGAAGAUUGUGGUGCUGGAUUUUCCAUCUAACCUUGUCAAAGCACCAGCAUGA
Molecule: messenger RNA, 318 nt
Organism: Sphenostylis stenocarpa
Lineage: Eukaryota; Viridiplantae; Streptophyta; Magnoliopsida; Fabales; Fabaceae
Source: the annotation of a GenBank genome assembly